AUGCCUCCUCUUACCGAUGAUCAGGUGCAAGUGGAGAUGAGGAAGAUGGUUGAAUUUAUCCGUCAAGAGGCUUAUGAAAAAUACAGGGAAAUCCAAGUCAAGGCGGAUGAGGACUUUUUUAUUGAAAAGGCCAAAGCGGUAAAGGCGGAGGCUACCAAUAUCGAAAAGACCACUGAAAAGCGCUUGGCACACUCCCAAGUUCAGUUCAAGGUCGGCGAAGCAAUGCAUAAAAACAAGGCCAGAUUGAAGGUUCUUCAAGAGCGUGACAACCAAUUAAAUCUUGUUAUUGAAGCGACAAAGGAGAAGCUUCCGAAAAUCAUUUCCUCGCCCUCCUAUCGCACGCUGCUACAAAAACUGAUACUUCAAGUUCUUUUUACGCUGUGUGAUGGGAAUAUCACAGUUUACUGUUGUGAAAGGGAUAAGCCCCUUGUGGAUGCGAUAUCUUCUGCCGCCAUCGUCGAGUUCAAAGAAAAAACAUCUACCGAGUGCAAAUUGACAAUCCAAGUUGGCGCUGUGUCUCAGUUCCCGGCACUCGCUUCUGGAGGAAUCAUAGCGACAUGUAAAGGGGGCCGUGUUAUGAUCAAUAACACUCUUCAAAAGCGCCUCGAACUUCUUGCCGAACAGAGCCUGCCUGCUCUCAAGGAGGCCUUCAUUGGACCAUGUCCUUCCCGCAGGUUUUUCGACUAA
This is a messenger RNA of Mitosporidium daphniae, 687 nucleotides long. Its product is annotated as putative vacuolar ATP synthase subunit E. The record is from RefSeq and is a predicted model, not a curated record. Gene Ontology annotation, biological process: proton transmembrane transport. NCBI's taxonomy places the organism in Eukaryota, Fungi, Microsporidia. The coding region runs from base 1 to 687 and encodes 228 amino acids. Gene Ontology annotation, molecular function: proton-transporting ATPase activity, rotational mechanism. Gene Ontology annotation, cellular component: proton-transporting two-sector ATPase complex, catalytic domain. The transcript has a single exon.